Stylonychia lemnae is the source of this 303-nucleotide messenger RNA. The record is from the annotation of a GenBank genome assembly. Lineage: Eukaryota; Ciliophora; Spirotrichea; Sporadotrichida; Oxytrichidae.
AUGAUAUCCAUAGGGAAUGAUAUUCAACUUUAGAAUAAGAAUCUCAUUUAAUCAAGUGAAAGCACAAGUUCUUAAGCUAAAGAGAAAAUUUAAAAUUAAUCAGCAAGGAGAAGCACUACAGUUACAGUGAAUGGUAUCUCUACAAAUGCAAAUACUUCAAAUCUUAGCGGUACAUCAUCUGUGUAAAGUUCAACCGAUUUAACUAACGAUCUUCCAAUAUAAAUUGAUCCUAAUAUGAAUGUUGGUGUGAAUCCCUCAACUAACUUUUUCGUUAAAGCAUAAACUUCAACCACUAACUAUUGA